AUGGACGAAUUUAAUGAAACUUUAGAAGGUUUAGAGGAAAAAAUUGAAGAAUAUGAGAAGCAGUUGGCACUAGUAAGAGAUGAAAUAAAAAAGUAUGAAAACCCAGAAGAGGAAAAUGAGCAGAUAAAGAAUUUGAAAAAGUUAGAGGCUGAUAUGAUUGAAGUUAUAAAUUUAACUCGUGAUUUAAUUAAAUAUAAAAAGCAAAAUGAAUUAGAAAAUGACGAGAAUAAAGAAUUAGAAAGAAGUGGAGAAGUAGCACCAGAUAUUCAUGAACAUAUAAAAGAAUCAAAUAAAUUUAUCGGAAGGACAUGUAGUCUUAAUUAUGAAAAUAAAAUGGUUUAUGGAUUAAUAGAAAAUGUAGUAAUACAUAAUAAUAUAGAGCAAUUGUUAAUUCAUAUAUUUGAAACUAAUGAUAGAAUUAUGAUACCUCCAAAUUAUGUUCAAUUAAAUGAAGUUUUAAAUGAGUCAGCAAUAAAAGAAAAUAACCAAUUCCAAGCUUUAUAUAAAAAGGAUGGGCAAUGGUACGAUUGUAUAAUUUCGAAAUAUAAAGGGGAUUCCUUUUUGAUUACAUACAUUGGAUAUAAUAAUAGUGAAUAUGUUAGUACAGAUCAAGUUCGAAUAAAGAAGAAAAAAAAGAUCAAAGAAAUUAUCACACCAGCAGGUUAUAAAUUACCAGAGAAUUUAAUAAUUAAGGAAGGUGAUUCAUUAAAAGUAAAGAUGGCAAAAAAGAAAAAAAGAAUUGCCUUGAAAAAAAAACAAAAAGAUGAAAUUAUGGAUAAAGAAUUUUCUAAUAAAUCAAAACAAUGGAGAUCCUUUCACGAAAAGGCUAUAAGUAAAAGUAAACAUCUUUUAGUAUCAACUAAAAGGGUUGAAAAUAUUGAAAAUAAGAAUAAUCAGACUAAUUUUAAUAUUAGGAGAAAAUUUGAUUACAAUGAUAACGAGGAAUAA
This is a messenger RNA of Plasmodium reichenowi, 948 nucleotides long. RefSeq names its product survival motor neuron-like protein, putative. The transcript is spliced from 4 exons. The record is from RefSeq and is a predicted model, not a curated record. Bases 1 to 948 code for a protein of 315 amino acids. Lineage: Eukaryota; Apicomplexa; Aconoidasida; Haemosporida; Plasmodiidae.